AACUAGCCCCUGUCCAAGAAACGUUAUCUGCGCGGCCGGCCCAAAGACACCAGCAUCGAGAAUGUGACCAAUGGCAGCAGAUAGAGCUCUCCCCACGCUAAGGAUAUCAGCUGAGCAGUUAGAAGAAAGAACAAAACUGAUUCAACAAGAAAGGAAAUACUGUUAUAUCGAUGAUGCAGGUGUGAAACACAGAAGCAAAGAUGAUGCUGUAGCUGCAAGGGUGCCAAUGUCAGCUUCUACACGUACACAUACGACAAUUGGCAACGAUCAAAUGGCUGGAACUAAUCCGAACAGGAGGCGUGGUCAAAGAAGGCGUGGCCAUAUCCCAAUUGUCAGAGAACACACCACUCGAGUUGAUGAACAAUAUCAUGUGACUAGGAGAGGAGGUCGAAAUGAGGAAGACAAUGGUCAUGUGACUGGUGGGAGGGAUGAGGAUCUGCUCACGGCCUGGAAGAGGUGCUGUUCAGCUGGGGGGACAGAGAAGCUGAUAGCCAGCUGGAUGGAGACUAGGUCAAGGUCAAAGUUCACAGUGAUACUGAAUGCAGUGACCAAGUUUGCUAGUCUGUCGGAGAGACUGGUGUUGAGGGACCUUGAGAUGAGCAUGAAGAUGGAUCUUGUCUCUCGUCUGUGGAAGCACGGACACUAUCCCGUCAUAGAAGGUCUUAGGAAGAUAGGAGAGGAAGUUAGCUGCGACCUGGAUGAGUUUCUCCGCUCCAGUGACAUGUUCUACUCGUCUCUACUGGAGCAGCUGCAGACCGCCCACUCCUUCACACUCACUCAGUACACCAGCGGCCGACUCACCUUCCCCUCCAAGACAAGACAGAGAGUGGUGCUUCAAGCCGUGCAUCUCUGCCACCAUUGUUGUAUUCAUUUGGGGGACCUCUCGAGAUAUUCUGAGCAGCUGUCUUCAAGCCCUAACUGGGGGAAACCAAGAAAUUACUACCUGAAGGCUAGAGAGCUUGCCCCUAAAGAUGGCCGACCUUACAACCAGCUGGCAGUAGUGGCUCUAAGAGCAAAUCAUCGACUUGACGCCAUCUAUUACUACAUGCGUAGCUUGAUGGCCAAGAACCCGUUCAAGUCAGCUCACGACAGUUUGGUGGGACUGUUCGAAGACACCGCCACCAAGGUUAAGAAACAAGAGGAGGAAGAUGUCAAGUCAAAGCUCAAGGCUGAGAGAGGAGCUGUCAAGAAACAGAGAAGGCAGCAGCGUCACAAACAACGUCAGCAGCAGUCUGUGGGGGGUCACCGUGUGGGGGGUCGUCGCGAGGAGAGCAGGGAGGUGUGGAUCAUGCCUGGUCAUGAGCAGGAAGUGGGUGUGGUCAGCAAUGGCACUCAAGUGAUACAAGACGACUUGGAGUCACUCUCAAAUACUGAGCUACUGAGGAAGCUUGUUUCAUGUUUCCUGAUAGCCCAUGGGAAGAUCUUCACCAAGAUAGGGAUUGAAACAAUGGACUCCACCCUGUCACACUUGUCACACCUCCUCAUCCGCCAUCUCACAGCUGGUGGUGCCCACGCAACAGUUAGUGACGCCCACGCAUCAGCUGGUGACGCCCACGCAUUAGCUGAGACUCAACGACUAGUACAGAUGACGGCGAUCAACGUGUUCUCCAUUCAUCACGCUGUUGACAGCCAUGUUGAUAAUGUGCUCAGUCAGCAUUUCUACUGUGGUCGUGCAAUGAGUCUGUCCCUACAGCUGACCACUAUACUAUUACAGCACUGUGUUAACACACUCCAGGCAUGCCCCAUCAUGCCCUCUCUGGACAAUAUCAGUAGAUCUGAUUCGUCACCACCACUUGAACCUUCGGCAGGGGUAAAAAUCAAUCCUCUGAAGUCAUGUGAUCAACCGGCAGAGUUGAAGGUUGUUUCAGAGUACCCAAAAGACUUGAUGGUGUGUUUGGAUGUAUUUUCAGUUCUAUUGCCGGCUGUUAGGGUGUGGCUACAAUGGCUGCUACGUCAGAAGGGGCUGUGGACUCAGUGGUUGGAGCAUUUAGACAAGUCUGCAAUGUUCCAGUUCUGGACUGUGUUGUGCUCAUUCCUCAACCUCUCACUCAGUGUAGUCCCCGGGGUCACACUCAUCACUACAGACACAGCUGGUUCUGUGUGUCCCCUGAGGCGAUACUGGGAGGACCGGAUGUUGGCUGGCUUCGUUCCUCUCGGCAACACUCUCUCCACUCAAGACAUUCUCAGUAUCUCUGAGCUCAAAACUCUCGACAAGCAGCAACUUCGAGAUCAAGCAGUUCAAAGAAUCGCUGACAUCAGCAGAUUGAGUGUGGACCUCUCGUCUUUAACGGAUUAUGGUUUAAUUUUCGACCCAGUGUCAGUCAAGUUCGAUAUUUCAGAGCGGGUAUCUGAUCUAAUUAAAGGGAGCCCACCACCGCCACUGGAUGACGUGAGGGAUACAGACAGUGUGUCUUCAGAUGAUGUCCUUGUGGACAGUAGCAGUGCGGAGGAGGAGGAGGAGGGUGGAGGCAGCAAAGAUGAAGAAGAUAUAACCACUGAAGCUCUAGCAGAGAUUGCACAACUAAAGGCACACAAAGAGAGGCUGACCAAGAAAAUGGUAGAGCACACUCAAGCCCUACAAAUAGCAAAGAACGUACUGGACGAGGCGGCACACAGUGAGCAGGCCGUAAGGAGAAUAUCUCCAAAAUAUCUCGUUCCAGACACCAACUGUUUUGUGGACCUGUUGCCCUCAAUUCAGAGCCUCAUAGCAACCACCCAGUUCAUCAUUGCAGUGCCAUUAGUCGUACUGAGUGAGCUGGAAGGACUGAGCAAGGGCUCAGGGGAGGGUCAGAACAGCGCUCAUGUUACAGCUGGUUCAAGAUCAGCUGUUGAGUUAGUACAGUCUCGGUUUGCUGAGAGGUGUGUCCAGGUGAGGGCGCUCACCACACAGGGAAGCCUCCUCCCCUCCAUCUCAUUCAGAGCCGAGGUGACAGACAAGGCUUCGAACGAUGACCUGAUCCUGACCUCCUGUCUGCAACUGCACUCUAAAGUUGAUUCUGGUGACAGACUCAGUGUGGUCCUACUGACUGACGACAGGAACCUACGAGUGAAGGCACACGCUAGCAACCUCCCUGUCAAAGACAUGCCUAGUUUCAUGAAACUACUUGAAUAAAGCCAUACAUGUUUAUAUAUAUACAUUACCUGUAUAUAACUUAUCAGCAACAUGCAAUACAUGUGUAUAAUUUUUAUAAUUAUAUUUUUCAUGAAUGACAGACAAAUAACAUCAACAUAUUGAAAACAAA
Molecule: messenger RNA, 3242 nt
Organism: Halichondria panicea
Lineage: Eukaryota; Metazoa; Porifera; Demospongiae; Suberitida; Halichondriidae
Product: telomerase-binding protein EST1A-like
Exons: 19
Coding region: 71-3112 (1013 amino acids)
Biological process (GO): nuclear-transcribed mRNA catabolic process, nonsense-mediated decay
Cellular component (GO): telomerase holoenzyme complex
Molecular function (GO): protein binding; telomeric repeat DNA binding; telomerase RNA binding
Source: RefSeq, a predicted model, not a curated record